GGACGAAUUGCCUUGAGGCAAAAUUAGAAAUAUAUACAGACAGAAUCCACGUUGAAACAAGAAAUUGAAGAAUAACAGUCAUGGGGAAUGGAAUGAACAAGAUAAUUGGUGGAGUGUAUGUGGGAAAUUUCAGGGAUUCUAAAGACAUUGAUCAGCUAACAAAGAACAACAUCACCCAUAUUCUGUCCAUUCAUGACAACGCAAAGGCUCUCAGAGAAGACCGUGAAUACCUAUGUAUAGUCGCAAGUGACACCCCGGAACAGUCUUUGGUCGAGUUCUUCCCAGAAUGCAUAGACUUUAUUCACAAGGCGCGACUUAGUGGAGGGAAUGUCCUUAUACACUGUCUGGCAGGGGUAUCAAGAAGUGUCACAGUAACUGGCGCCUACCUGAUGACAGCUACAAAACUGGGCUGGAGAGAUGCUCUCAACUGUAUAAGAGGGGCACGAAACUGCGCUCAACCAAAUUAUGGCUUCCAAAAACAGCUUCAGGAAUAUGAGAACGAAAAUCUUGAAAAGGCAAGGGCAGAGUUUAAAGCAAAAUAUCCUGACAGUCCAUUUGAUGAUGCUAGGGACUGUGAGAUUAACUUAAAGAGCUACAGACACUUCUUAUCAACAGGGGAGACGAGUCCAGGCCCAGAGUUAUAUGCCUUGCCCCAUAGAGCAUAUGGAGACAGAAAAAGGGGGAACAACUCCAGCACCAAUCUGGUGAAUAAGGGGGAAAUAAAUGAAAAGUUAGGGGAUAGCCCUGUUAACAAGGAAAGUAACUCUGGCAAUAUAGAUAUGAACAAAGAAGGUAAAACGUGUAGUGACAAUUUAGAUGGCAUUAGUCAAGAAAAGGGGAGUCACUCUGGCAAUGAAGAUGCUUUCAAGGGAGAUAAAUGUGACAAAUCUGAAGAAAGUGAUGGAUUGUCAGUCCUAAAGGGAAAGAUUGAAUGUGCCUGUGUUUCUGGUGAAAACUGUGAAUGUGAAAACUCUUAGCAACAAUAUCGGGGCGUUUACUCCACUCCACUGCAAUAUAUGAGCUGCCUUUGCUGUAAACAUUCUAAGAAGGAAGUUAUUUCACUUUAAUGCACCAGUCAAUCGUAACCACGGUCUCUCCAGGUCCGGGGGUAUACCGGGGAUAGCCGGGGAAAUGGGCCGUGAUUUUACCUUUCAGGUGGCCCCGCAGUGCCGGGUGAAUGCAGUGGUUUUGUCUUUGCGCCAAAAAUGGCCGGGAAUGGGCCUUACUUAGAGUCCCUGGUGUGCGGGGGCAUUUGGCGGUGAUUUUACCAGCAGUGUGUCCACGCAGGACGGGGAUCUUACCCUGGCUUGCCUGGACCGAAAGUCCUGCUAUUCCCAGGACCUGGGGGGCCGUGGUUACAAUUGACUGGUGCAUAAGCUGUGAGGAAAAUACCAGUUUUCCAAUAUUUGGGAUUUGUUUGUGCAAUGGCCCUACUUAAAACAUAUUGACUCUAGGCUAAGUCCAAGUUUCAGAAUAGUGCCAAACAGUAGGAUGCCAAAAUAUAAUGUGAUAUAUUGAAAUUCUAAUCUCGACUCUACUGAUGAUAUGCAUAUCAUAUAAAUGUGCCUUUUAUGUGAUUUUCAAUCAUAUUUUUACAGAAAAUCAUAUUUAUGUGUAUGUUUAAUUCAUUCUUUUAUACAAUUUGCUAGCAUGUACUUAUAGUAUGUUUAUAAAACAAGAUUCAUUCUGCUAGUGACACUGUCACAUGAUUUUUAGCUGGAUUUUGAACAAAAACUUGAGGGUUAUAAAAUGGCGAAAACCAAUGGGAGGUUGUACGGGCUGGUGGGCUUUAACAAUUCUGUGUAAAAGAUUUUAAUCAUAUAAAAAUGCAUUACCGCAUUGGCGACUUGCUGGACUUUUUGAUUCAUAUUUUUUUUCUUAUUCAGUUUUUGAUGUGUUCUAUAAUACAGAUGAUAAUUGUUUGUAACUUUGAAAGAUUGAAAUAUAUUUCAACGAGUGACCACUAAAAGCUAUAUUUAAUGAGUGGCGUAUUGUCACAUCAUAUAAUAUUUCAUUUUUAGAAGCUAACAACGAUUCUGUUAACAUUAACUUAACAAUGUUGUUAUAUUUAACAACGUUCUGAACAUUGGCCCACAGUUUAUAUUUUACAGUAAGGUACAGUUACAUGUUUUAGACAGUAUAUAUCAUAUGUUCUGACAAUUUUAUGAAAUAUUUCUAUUGAAUGUUGAUUGCAAAUUGUAAGGUUUUAAAUAUGAUUGUAAACAAUCUUGUUAUGACAUAAUAAAAUGCUGUGCAAUACACUUUAAGUCGAUACUUAGUGUUCUGAUAAUUCCUAGUUUAUCAUGCCUUAAAAAUACCUGUGCACAGGUUGUCCUACCUGGCAAAGCCCCUGGACCCUAGAGUUUUUUUACGACCCAAAUCCGAUGUUUCGUUUUUUGGUUGAAUUAAACCAUCUGGGUUGAUUACAAUUUAAACCAGUAAGUAUUAAUUAUUCAAUACACAAUAUACCAAAACAUCAUACAUGUAGUUAAGAUUCGCGGCUUACCUUGCUGUUUGGACUGAACGAAAAACAAUAAAAUAAAAUAUUUGUCCUUACCCCAAUUAGCAUUUUUGAGAACGUUGCUUUCAUCUCAGAUAUUUUAGGCCAUAGUUUGUUUCGUCUUAAAAUCAUGUUGAGAACUAGAAUUCACACUGAAUAAAGUUACUUUAAUAUCUA
Messenger RNA from Mya arenaria, 2677 nucleotides. RefSeq names its product dual specificity protein phosphatase 22-like. The record is from RefSeq and is a predicted model, not a curated record. Gene Ontology annotation, cellular component: cytosol. Gene Ontology annotation, biological process: protein dephosphorylation. The coding region runs from base 81 to 977 and encodes 298 amino acids. The transcript has 6 exons. Gene Ontology annotation, molecular function: protein tyrosine/serine/threonine phosphatase activity. Lineage: Eukaryota; Metazoa; Mollusca; Bivalvia; Myida; Myidae.